AAAUCGCCCGCUCGCCGCGCAAACGAGAGCACAAAGCACGAAGGGAAAAGCGAAAUAGAGCGGCAAAAGAUCGGCGAUUAGAGUUUGCGCACCUGGUACCGCUCCUUCUCAUCCUCGGCGAUUACUUCGAACUCCGCGGCGGCGAUGGGGGCGUGCGCGUCUCGCGAUUCGGCGGAGGCGGCGGCGACGGCGACGGCGAAGGUGGUGCUCCCCGGCGGGGGGCUGCGCGAGUACGCGGGGCCGGUGAGGGCGGCGCACGUGUUGCGGGGGGAGCGCACGUGCCUCUUCGUGUGCGACGCGGACGCGAUGGAGAUCGAGGGAUUCGUGGGGGAGCUCGGCGACGAGGAGGAGCUCCUCCCCGGCCAAAUCUACUUCCUCCUCCCGAGGUCGAUGCUCAAGCGCCCGAUCCGCGCCGACGAGAUCGCGGCGCUCGCGGUGCGGGCGAGCGAAGCGCUUUUGGCUGUGGCGGCGCCGAGAAGCGGCGGGAGGGGCCGGCGCCGCGCGGUGGCGCCGCUGGUGUUUGCGGCGGCGCCCGAGGACGAGGAGAAGAAGAAGAGGAUGGGUGGGGCGAGGAAGGGGAGUGGCAGGGGCCGUAAAUUUGAGCCGGAUCUCGGAGCGAUUCCGGAAUAGAAGAGUCGAGAAUCGGCGCGGAGGGGGGGAUUUUAUAUAUACUCCAUUCUUAUUCACCUGAUCCCGCCACGUGGCGGAUUGAGGACGAUGUGGUCCGUCGGAUUGAUGAUCACUGGGGUGGAUCGUGAUUGGUGCGCCUUGUUGCGCCGGAUGAGAGUAGGCGGGGAAUGUGCCUCGGCUUGUGUACAGCUCCGGAGGCGGAAAAAUGAUCGAACCGCCAUUUUUUGAAUGUAUAAAUUUAAAAUUUGAAUUUUAAAAUUUGUUUAGAGAAAUGGACGAUUAUAUUGAAAUUAAAUUUAUAUCAACAGCUACAAAAAUUUAUGAA
Molecule: messenger RNA, 955 nt
Organism: Ananas comosus (pineapple)
Lineage: Eukaryota; Viridiplantae; Streptophyta; Magnoliopsida; Poales; Bromeliaceae
Exons: 1
Coding region: 145-630 (161 amino acids)
Source: RefSeq, a predicted model, not a curated record